This is a messenger RNA of Cyclopterus lumpus (lumpfish), 2104 nucleotides long. RefSeq names its product torsin-1A-interacting protein 2-like. NCBI's taxonomy places the organism in Eukaryota, Metazoa, Chordata, Actinopteri, Perciformes, Cyclopteridae. Gene Ontology annotation, cellular component: membrane. The record is from RefSeq and is a predicted model, not a curated record. The transcript has 8 exons. Gene Ontology annotation, molecular function: ATPase activator activity. Gene Ontology annotation, biological process: membrane organization. The coding region runs from base 157 to 1578 and encodes 473 amino acids.
CACGUUCCGACGGGGAAAUUUGUGACUCGUCGGUGAGACUCACGUAAGGCGACCUAAAAACAGACAAGGAAGCGUUACACUGGACGUAUUCCACGGCGAUGUGAUCGAGGGUGUGCUUUGAACCAUCUCUUGAGUGACGUGCCCCUAUCCAAAGACAUGGCAGAGCAAGAAAAAGACCACCACACAGCAGAAGACAAGGGACAAGAAGCUCAGUCCACAAAUAUGUCUCAUGUCUCAGCAUUUGAUGAGUGCAAACAGGAUGAGACUGAUAUUGUAAAUCAGCAACUCUCAGAAGAUUUCGCCUUAUCAUCCACAAACAAAGAGACUGACGACGACAAUGUGGUGAAGCCCGACGUUAAAAACAGUAAUUCAGCUGAAGAGGGGAUGGUGCCUCCAAUAGAAAGAUCUUCACCUCCCGAAGACGACACAACGCUGAAUGUGAAGGAUAACAGCAACCCUGAUGAAGGAAGCCAUGGCGAUUACGAGAGAGAGAUGCCAAGAAAUGAGCAAAAGCCCAUGAAUGCGGAGAUUUCAAGAGAAUACCAUCCUGAAGAGAAGAAAGCACCAGAAACAACCAGCCCACCAACCCUAGAUGGCAAAAAGGAUGACCAAGUAGAUGGACCUGAUGAGGAAACCCCAGACUCCAACGCCAUAAACACUGACGCUGGAGAGGAUGAUGAGAGCUGCCCGGAGAAGGAAGACGAGGAUAUCCCCACACAGACAAAGGGAGAUGUUGAAACCAUUGGUCCUACCAUUCAGGAGACUGCUGAUGCUGAAAUUACAGGGCUUAUUGGAAAUUGUGGGGGUAAUCUUGGAAUUGCAUACCUGACAGCAGCCAGUUUGUUGGUGUUAGGAAUUGCCUUACUGGGGCAGCAUCUCUUCCAACCCAAGUCUCCACCUCAGAAAGAUGAAGUGCGGCAAAUAGACAUCUUCCUCAGGCAGUUGGAAAAGGUAAAGACUCAGUUCCCUAAUCAACGUACAGAGCUCUGGGAUAGAAGCAAGAUCCACCUGCUGAGGCACCUCCAAACAACCCAGCCCACUGAGCCGGUCAGUCUGAUCCUGACCGCAGGCCACAGAGGCGAGAAGACGCUGCACUGCUUGGCUCAGAGACUGGCCUCCGCCUUCUCUUCUGCCCUUAACGCCUCCGUCCUCCACAUCGACGGAGCCAGUAAAGCCAGCCAGGACAGCGACCAGGUCAAACUGGACAUCGACAGCAAGUUGCAGGGAGCUUUCGAGGGAGACAAACCCGUGGCCGUCAUUAACCGCUUCGAGGAGCUGCCUCCAGGCUCCACCCUUAUUUUUUAUCGCUACUGCGACCACGAGAACGCUGCCUACAAGAAGACCUGUCUGAUCUUCACAGUGCUGUUGGGGGAGGAAGAGGAGAUUCCUUCCGAGACUCGUCUGAGUGCUGUGGAAGAGCUGGUGGACGACCAUCUUCAGAAGAAGUUCCUCUCUCAUGGCCAUCCGGUAUCUUUUGACAGGAUGGACCUUGACAAGUACAGUGGACUGUGGAGUCGUAUUUCUCACCUCAUACUGCCUGUGGCAGCCGAGGAAAGGAUAGAACGUGAAGGGUGCUAGGGGACAUGAAUAGUCACUCUUGAACUUUUUAGUCCGAGCACUUAACUACCACCUAUUUAUCAGAUUUCUCACUGGGUCAGUGAUUUUAAAAACACCCUAAAGGUUUCUUACAAUUGCUAUAAUGGAAAUCACUACAGAUUAAGGAAUGAAGUAUAAAUGAGACACUUGAUAUUAUGAAAAUUAUGCUUUGGGAUGUUUGUAAAAGAAAAAUGUCCAUCGUGGUGCUUUAUUCUUAAUGUACUUUAAUUAAAUGUAAUUAUAGAUAAAUUGCAAGCGGUUUCAACUGGGGGCUUUGUGGAUCUCUCUACAAGACAGAGCUAUUCUUUUGGUAUCACAACACAAGGUUUAUUAUUUUUAGGACAAAUGUCUUAACCGUACUUUCCAUGUCCCUUUUUAUAUAUUCACAUGAACACGUAUCAAACGGAGAGGCUGUAUAUGAUCACACUACAGCUCGGGGUUUGAUGAAAACAAGUGCAGGAAUUGGAUGUGCCUUAAAGUGUAAAUAAACAGCUAAUUUAAAAUGCUU